Scylla paramamosain (green mud crab) is the source of this 2950-nucleotide messenger RNA. RefSeq lists its product as uncharacterized. The coding region runs from base 920 to 1537 and encodes 205 amino acids. NCBI's taxonomy places the organism in Eukaryota, Metazoa, Arthropoda, Malacostraca, Decapoda, Portunidae. The transcript is spliced from 2 exons. The record is from RefSeq and is a predicted model, not a curated record.
GAAGCGUUCGUCUCUUUCUCUCUCUCCUUCCCUUCCCGUGUGUCGCUCCGCCCACUUACGAGAAGCAGGAUCGGAACGGGUCUGAAGCGGUGGCGCGUUGCUCAGUGUGCGGGGCUGCAGGCUAGAGGGCGGGUGGCAAGGUGCGUUGCGCGAGUGUUGGUGACAGGGAAAACGAGACACAGAAGACUGGAAACGUGCUGCGGACUGUCAAGCGAGCACGUUCUCUCUGUCAUCUCCCUUACUACACGUGUUUCUGAAUUGCAAACGUGUAGGUGAGAUAAAAAAAACACACCUGCUAUUAAUCUCACGUGCAGAUAUAGACUCACGAAAGAAUCUGAGGUGUUUUGUUAAGUGUAGUGUUGAGGUAGUUAUCUCUCAAAGCGAUCAAUUACCAUCAAGAAAUAUCUUCCCAUGCUUUAACUGCCCAUUGAGACAAAUUUAAGAGUGACUAAAAAAAAAAAAAUCUGCUGUCAAACUCCGGGAUUACUGAGGGCGUCUUAGAGGUCUAUUUGUUUACUGAAUAACGAGGAGGCAGUGAAUGGACCGCACUGGCUGCCAGGAGUGUAUUGCUAGACCUACCCCUGUGAAUUCCGGGCCCUCUAGACUCGAAAGCAGGAACCUACAUAGCACUCCUGUCUGAACGAACUGGUGGACGAAUCAUAUUGUUGGACUCUUCUGUGUAUUCCUGGCCUUCUACACUCGAAAACAGGAACCUACACAACCAGCACUCUUGUCUGUCAUACUGCUGGACCAUUUUGUCUGCAUCCCUGGUCCUCCACACUCGAAAACAGGAACCUAUACGCGGGUUUCUUGUGUGAACUGACCAGCAAACCAAUCAGCAGAGUUCCCUCGCGCCGCUGAGCUCCAAGAAAGAAAGUGAACUACUCUCAACGCAAGGCUCAAAUUAUCUGGAGGCGAGAUGUCCAUACUGCUGGUGGCGGCGUGGGCGUGUCUGGCAGUGAUCGCGGCCACGGCAGAGGACACACUUCACCCACAGCCAACGCCACUACCGCUGCUCCUGGCUCAAGGGCGCGGCGAGCCUCACUACAUCCUGGCAGAGACACUCAACCCGGAGCUUCUCGGGAACAGCGUGAAGGAUCUUGGUGUUUCUGAGGAGAUUAGUGAAGGAGGCGCUGAAGGGGAUGUUCCUGUGCCGGUUAGCCCAAGCGUUCCUCAUGCUCCCAGUGAAGCGACCCUACCGCACCUCAUGUCUUCUGGUCUCACAGAGGAAGAAGGAGCAAUGAAUCCUAUGCUGUGGAGUCCGUCACAACAGAGGAAGCUGCAUCCCGCCGCCACGCCCCGCCACUCGGACUCCACGCAGGCACACAAGCGGCAGAAACGAUACACUCUUAAAUACAAGAUCAGGUCCAUCGCGGUGCCUCUCAGCGUGUUUAACUUCCUGGGUUUCCUGCCUGUACGCGUGCCUGGCCUGCCCUACCACAACGACCUGCCCUCCCCGGACUACUCCCGCUACGAGACCAAGUACGACGUGUACGUUCCCAGGUACAGAAGACGGAAGACUUUCAGGAGGUUCUAAAAGGUGCUUUGCCAAGUGUGUUUCAACAGAAGAUUGCUGGAUUUUCGUUUCUGGGUCACGGAGGCAGUACCAUAGAUCUGGACGACUCCCCGCGCAGGACCACGCGAGGAUUGCAAACCCUAACAGUUCACGUAUGUAAUGCCACGACGCGGUACUCCCCAGUCAAGCACGCCUGGCCAACGUCCGCAGCAAAAAAUAAGGCGCUUUCAACUCGUCGGUUUACUCAACUUUCACUCGAUAAAAAGGCGAUGCAAAACAAGAGUGCCGGUGUGGUGGUCUGCUGGUGGCGUUCUCUCAUGUGCCAAAGAAACACUGAAGAAUCAUAAACAAAAAAACUCAACCUUUCAAAUCAGAAACGCAAAAGUUGAUGCGGUGAGCAAUAUUUUCCACGGAGAAGCUAAACAGAAUCACAAAAAACAUACCUUACAGUACAGAAGUAACAUAAAUCUUACGGCUUCACUUUCCCUAAACAAAAGGUAGAUGUGUAAGGAAUCCCUAGAAAGGCUUCAUCUUGGGUAACAUUUUCCGCAGAGAAACUAAACAGAACUACAAAAAAAAAAAAAAGACCUUUACACUAUAGAAGAAAACAAGAACCUUACGGCUUUUCUUCCCCUAAACAAAAAGCAGACAGGCAAGGAAUCUUCAGGAAAGUUUUGUCGGUGGAUAUAUAUUUUUUUUUCCGCAGAAGCCAAACACAAUAAAAAAAAAAUGACUAUACUACAGAAUAAAAACAAGAAUCUUACGGCCUCGCUUCCCUAAACAAGAGACAGAGUGGCAAGGAAUCCCCAGAAAGGUUUUGUCACAUUUUCACACAAAGUUGCCGAGCGGAACAUCCCUGAGACUAGAAUCUGUCGACGACCAAGUCUCUUUAUGUCUAUUGUCCCAUUCCUUGACGAACGAGCUACCGAAUACACAGCGACACCUCUCUUCACCCUUCAGCACUCCAGCAGGAUGAUCGACUCAGCGUGCAGUGCGUGGAGUGGUAUGUAUCAUAGUUCUGGAUUCUGAAACUUUCGCACCACACCACUACAUUCAAAAGGCUAUAGGUGAAGUGACACGGGUUUUUAAGGGUGUUUUUUUAUGGUUCUAGUGAGAGAUGAACAACAUUUCUACAUUACUAACAGGAGAAACUCUCUUGAGAACCCGACUGAUUACCUCUGUGGCCUUUGACAAUAGACGUGGUGAGAGAGCAAAGCGUUUCAGAAUACGGGCCAUGGACGUGAGUGGGUGACAAGUGCUCUCCUCCAGCUCCCCAGAGAGUUAUUACUUAAGGAAGAGCUCAUUUGCCUUUACGAUGCCGAUUAGUACGCGAGGAGUCUUGAGUUCUGUUGAUGGAUAGUUUCUCAGGCCUCGUAUCAUAAGGUUUGUUCUGGAUGGUGCUUCUAAGUAUAAUAAUAAAGAUUAAGCAAAGUU